UGUCCGGCUCUCGUCACGCCGUACAGAGCCUUGCCCUGUUCCUCCCAAAUACCUAAGAAAAGGCGGCUACAACAACCAGAGCGCUCAUCAGCAAAAAUCUGAACAAGAUCCGCCACCGAUUUGGGGAGUACCAGGCGAACGUGUGGCCGGCGCGGCGAGUUGAAGCAAGUUCGCCAUGCGCCGGAGCAGGAAGGAUUCCGGCGAUCUGGCGGAGGCUCAGGAGGACGAAGAAGAGGCGGAGGAACAGACUGAGGGCGAGGAGGAAGAUGGGGAGGAACAGGAGCAGACGGAGGAAGGGGAAGGUGAGGAGAUUGAGGCUGGGGCAGGGGCCGAGGCGGAGACGCCGGCGCAGGACGCCAUGGAGCCGCUGAAGCUGGCCGAGGGCUACUUCGAGAUCGAGGCCAUCCGCCGCCGCCGCCUCCGGAAGGGCCAGCUCCAGUACCUCGUCAAGUGGCGGGGAUGGCCGGAUAGUGCUAACACAUGGGAACCCCUUGAAAACCUGAAGGCUUGCUCGGACAUUGUUGAUGCUUUUGAUAAGAGGUCACGGUCGCCAAGGUCCUCUCGGAAGCGGAAACGUAAGACUGCAACUACUCUAACAUCAGAUCCUAACUCUUCUCGUGGAAAACGGGGUCGCCCACCUCGGUCGGAGGCCCGAUAUAUGACUGGACCUCAUGCCCCAGAGCCCAAGAAAUUGCCCUGCAGGACAAGUAGUAGGAGAGCCUGUAAUAAUGGUAACAAGACCUUGUUUGGUGAACUCGAGGCAUCAGUGAAUGUGCUUGGGCAAAGAGUAGUACAGGAGGGUAGUUCUGGUGUGGUUUCAGUUGGGUUUCCAUCACAAGGGGUUCCUCUAUCUGUUAGCUUGACUGACCAACAAGACGAGCAUCACCCUGCAAAUGGUCCAUCAAAGUUGGAAAAUUCAGUACGAGCACUCCCAUCUCAAGGUGGCCAGAUAACUGGUGCAAAGAAGCGUAAGUCUGGAUGUGUUAGGAGGUUCAAACAGGAUGAAGCAGCAAUACAAGAGCAAGGAGGUGUUCGUGAUCACACAAGUGACAAGCCAGGCAAUGAGUAUGUUGAUUCCACAGAAGGAGAAACUGGUGAUAAGAACAAGGGGGGGGACUCUGCUAGCCAAAUUCAUAAUCCUAAGAUCCUCAAGAUCAUCAAGCCAGUGCGCUAUUUUGCUACUGUUUUGGAUGGCGUGCAGCAAGUUGCAAUAACGUUCAAGGCACUCAGGUCUGAUGGAACAGAAGUAUUAGUAGAUGACAAGCAGUUGAAAGCUAAGGAGCCCUUAGUGGUAUGCCCUCAUUAUCUUCUCAUUUCACUUGAAGGAAAAAUGAAUUAUCACCCCACAACAAUUAUCUUUCUCGUUUGCAGCUUAUAGAAUACUAUGAGCAGCAUCUUCGUUAUAACCCCACCUCGACACAUUGAAGCUUCUGUGUUCAGUUGCCUGUGCUGCCCCUAUGCUUGGAACGGGAUGGAGAUUGUAUUUAAUGUAGCAUUUUUUUUGUGCUAGAUAUAUCUAAGGCGGUUGCAGAUUGUUAGUCUGGCACUCUUGUCAAGCAGUCCUUGUGCUGAGUAUGCGUAAACUUUGAUUUUAUGGAAUGCAAUGCCAAAUUAACCCGACGUUUUUGUGUGUAUUAUGUGCUAAGAAGUUAGUAAAUUGGAUCCUCUGCGCUUGCUAUUGGGCGACUGGACGUGAAGCAUUU
Panicum virgatum (switchgrass) is the source of this 1703-nucleotide messenger RNA. Its product is annotated as probable chromo domain-containing protein LHP1. Gene Ontology annotation, cellular component: nucleus. Gene Ontology annotation, biological process: heterochromatin formation. NCBI's taxonomy places the organism in Eukaryota, Viridiplantae, Streptophyta, Magnoliopsida, Poales, Poaceae. Bases 176 to 1378 code for a protein of 400 amino acids. The transcript has 4 exons. The record is from RefSeq and is a predicted model, not a curated record.